CAGUUACUUCCAUCAGAGGGAAGUUAAAGAUUCAAGACAAGGUAUUUCCACCUAAGAUAGUCGAGUAAAAAAGAAGACCUGAAAAGGGAAUAAUUCAGUUGCUUCCAAUCAAGAACUAUAGAUCAAAAGGAGAAUCUUGAAAAGGCAUACAUCUUACAUACUCUUGAAGCAACCCAUAUACUACCAUUAUACAUAUAAAUAAAGAAAAUAUUGAUAAACAAACAAGUGUGACUAAAGAGGCAGAGGGGGUUUCCCGGCCAUGGAAGAAAUGGUGGUGGAAGCUCUCCUCUUUGGUGAUAGACAAGCACAGCUCCUUGCUGCAAGACAACUUGCUCAAUUUUCCACCAAGCAAAGGCACAACAUCGCCCAAAAAGGCAUAAUUCCUCCAUUGAUUUUGAUGCUGAGUACUAGUGAUUAUGAAGCCAUUGAAGCUGCACUUUUUGCUCUGCUUAGUAUAGCAUUUCGCAGUGAAAGGUUGGCCCCAUGCGCAUACUUCAUUCAAGCGUUUGUUUGGAACAAGAUACUCAUAGCAAAAUCAGGGGCUAUAGCAGUGUUACUAGAUGUGCUUCAAUGCGAAAACAGAUUGUUAGUAGAGCUAGGAGUAGCAUCUCUCUUGACCCUCUCUUCUUGUGCUUCAAAUAAGCUGGCAAUUGCUGCAUCUGGGGCUAUCUCACUUCUACUUGAAUUGUUGAAUUCACAGUCCAACAACAGCAUGAGCUUGCAGGCUAAUUUGGACAUCUUGUCAACACUUCACAAUCUUUCAACUUGCCAUCAGGUCAUCCCUUCCAUUGUUUCAUAUGGUGGGGUAGCUACCUCGCUCGGGCUAAUCAACCUCGCCCCAGAGUCGGUGACGGAAAAAGCUGUGGCGUUGUUAGAGAAUCUUGUUUCGUCAUCAAGAAUUGCACUAGAGGAAGCUGCAGGAACAGUGGGAGCAAUCCAGUGUUUGGUGGAGGCCAUGGAGGAAGGUUCAAGACAAUGUAAAGAACAUGCAGUGGCUAUUCUACUCCAAGUAUGUGAUAGCUGCAGAGACAGAUACAGAGGGAUGAUCUUAAGGGAAGGGGCGAUGGCAGCGCUGCUUCAGUUGAGCGUUGAUGGGACAAAGAGAGCCAGAGACAAUGCUAAAAGACUGGUUUUGCUUCUAAGAGACUGUUCAAAUUGCAGCCAAACGACUAAACAGCCGAAGAAUAUUGUGUUGUUGGAACAGACUAUGAGACAGAUUGAGCAAGGAGUAGGAGAGACAGCAGGGAUGUCAGUAGCUCUUUUGGAGGAAAUGAUUUCAAAACUUAGAACAUGACAUUGAACAUGACAUUUUCAUGUGAUUGAUGUUCUAGUCGUGUUGAUAGUUGCAGUAAAACUCAUCUUCUUUCUGAGUUUUGGAAGGGGGGACCAUGACCAAUCUUGUAUGAUUAUUAUAUCAUAAAAUUUGUACAUAAACUUGGGCUUUAGAUUAGUUUCUUAGCAUGGUAUGAUUUUAUCCGACACUAGGGAGAAAUAAUUAUUUGGCCCUUUACAAACUUUUUUUAGUUUUAUGGCUUUUUACAAGAAAUUUUCAUUUUUUAAAACAUAAGAGAUCUAAAAAAAACACAUAAGAAAUCUGAAAAAAUCAUUUUCUUCUAUUCAAAUUGUAAGAGGCCAAGAGAUCUUACUUCCUCAUACUAUGACAUAGGAAACUCCAUUUCCUAUCUUUUCAGCUCAUUAUUUUUCAUUUCCUUUUCUUUUUAGCUAAAAAAUGUUAGGUUUGGGCGAAAAGAGGAAAAUAGGAGAAAAAGUAGAACAGAGAAGUGGGUUAUUUUCCAUACUUGGUAAGUGAGAACACCCCCUCCAUAAUUAUUUCAAAACUUCUUAAAGGACAGAAAUGAAGAGAAAAAUAUAUUCUAGUUAUACUGAAUAACAAAUACUCCGUAGUUAAUUUAAAAAAAAAAAAAAAAAAAAAAAAAAACACACACACACACACACACAUCUAGAGACUAUUAUUUGGAGAAACUAGGACUCUCGAGUGCCAUGUAAUCUCGAAACAGAGCUGUUAUGCACUUGCAUUUACAAAUCCCCCAGAUGACAAUAAUUCUCUUUCACAGGAGAAGGUAAACAUUGC
Lycium barbarum (goji berry) is the source of this 2092-nucleotide messenger RNA. RefSeq names its product U-box domain-containing protein 4. Gene Ontology annotation, molecular function: protein binding. Gene Ontology annotation, cellular component: cytoplasm; nucleus. The transcript has 3 exons. Lineage: Eukaryota; Viridiplantae; Streptophyta; Magnoliopsida; Solanales; Solanaceae. The record is from RefSeq and is a predicted model, not a curated record. Bases 260 to 1294 code for a protein of 344 amino acids.